AUGAAGUCCAAAAUAUUUGCAUUUAGGUUUUCUUCUAAAAGUUUUAGCUCCUACGUGAGUUCCUUCUUUUCUUUCCAUUCAGCGUUCAUUUUGUUGGUUUGCUAUCUGCAGGGUACCACCAUAAUAACGUCACUGACAUCCAUGCUGCAUGAUGACAGAGAAUUUCCCAGUCCUGAGAAGUUUGACCCUGGCCACUUUCUGGAUGAGAGUGGCAACUUCAAGAAGAGUGACUACUUUGUGCCUUUCUCAGUAGGAAAGCGGAUGUGUGCAGGAGAAGGCCUGGCUCGCAUGGAGCUGUUUUUGUUCUUCACCACAAUUUUACAGAAUUUUAAACUGAAGCCUGUGGUUGAUGUAAAGGACAUUGACACCACCCCAAUUGCCAGUGGCUUUGGCCAUGUGCCACCUUUGUACCAGCUGUGCUUCAUUCCUGUGUGAGGGCAGAGUCCCUAUGCUGCCACCUGCAGCUUCUCCACGGGGGCACUGCCACCUCCUUCCUGGGUUACGGUUGCUUUGUCCCCCAUUUCCCCAUUCCCUCAAGAUCCAGUGGAUAUCCAACCUCAUUACGCUGAGCUCUCUGGGUCAGUGCACAUGUCUAUCUGUGAUUCCCUAGAGCCUCUGACACUUACAUGGAACACCCUAUGCUAAUUCUUUUCUGAUGUCACUUUA
This is a messenger RNA of Nannospalax galili (Upper Galilee mountains blind mole rat), 666 nucleotides long. RefSeq names its product cytochrome P450 2C42-like. Lineage: Eukaryota; Metazoa; Chordata; Mammalia; Rodentia; Spalacidae. Bases 1 to 435 code for a protein of 144 amino acids. Gene Ontology annotation, biological process: xenobiotic metabolic process. Gene Ontology annotation, molecular function: iron ion binding; heme binding; oxidoreductase activity, acting on paired donors, with incorporation or reduction of molecular oxygen, reduced flavin or flavoprotein as one donor, and incorporation of one atom of oxygen. The transcript has 3 exons. The record is from RefSeq and is a predicted model, not a curated record. Gene Ontology annotation, cellular component: intracellular membrane-bounded organelle; cytoplasm.